This is a messenger RNA of Trichosurus vulpecula (common brushtail), 3261 nucleotides long. It is a transcript of the gene FCMR, whose product is annotated as Fc fragment of IgM receptor. The record is from RefSeq and is a predicted model, not a curated record. Gene Ontology annotation, cellular component: plasma membrane. NCBI's taxonomy places the organism in Eukaryota, Metazoa, Chordata, Mammalia, Diprotodontia, Phalangeridae. Gene Ontology annotation, molecular function: transmembrane signaling receptor activity. The transcript has 9 exons. The coding region runs from base 103 to 1668 and encodes 521 amino acids.
CGUCAAUCUCAGAGACUGAGAAGUUCCUGGCUAGGCUGUGUGUCCUCUCUCCCCCUCUAGCCCAGGUGGGGCUGUGAUGGGAUCUUUUCCUGCAAGGGAGUCAUGGACGUCUUCCUCAGGAUACUUUUCUUCUUACCAAUCUCAAAGGCUCUGAAGCCACUUGGAGAAACAACAUUGUCUGGAGAGCUGGGAGGAUACAUUGACAUCGAGUGUCCAUUGAAGGACCCACUACAGAGUUAUUAUCUCUGUCGGGAAAAUGGUCCCAGACAGUGCUCCAUAGUAGUGUCAAGCACAUCAUUUGUGGGGCCGGACUAUAAAGGCAGAGUCUCACUGAAGCUGCUCCCUGAGGAGAAUGUGUUUCUGGUAGAACUGAGGAAGCUGAAAGAAGAGGACAACGGCAGCUAUGCCUGUGGGAUGGGCAAGAAAAUAGACAGGUGGAAGACCUGGAAAGUGAUUCUCACAGUCAUGCCUGUCUCAAAGGCUCUGAAGCCACUUGGAGAAACAACAUUGUCUGGAGAGCUGGGAGGAUACAUUGACAUCGAGUGUCCAUUGAAGGACCCACUACAGAGUUAUUAUCUCUGUCGGGAAAUUGGUCCCAGACAGUGCUCCAUAGUAGUGUCAAGUACAUCAUUUGUGGGGCCGGACUAUAAGGGCAGAGUCUCACUGAAGCUGCUCCCUGAGGAGAAUGUGUUCCUGGUAGAACUGAGGAAGCUGAAAGAAGAGGACAACGGCAGCUAUGCCUGUGGGAUGGGCAAGAAAACAGACAGGAGGAAGACCUGGAAAGUGAUUCUCACAGUCAUGCCUGAAUAUGACCCAUUCUGGGAGGAUCCUGACUUCUUUGAACCCCCUCUACCUCCCUGGAUAUCCAAUGAGGCUUCUUCCUCUUUGCCCACCACCCAAGCAACAAGCACUUCAGCACCAAGGAUCCAGCCACAACAAACCCAACCACCCUUGGACCCUUCUCCCACCAGCCGUCAGAGAACUACCUUAGCAGCAGCAGUUGCCUCCCAGACCUCCCGAUCCCCUGUGGCCUCAAAGACUCUACACCUCAGCAGACUACUCCGGCCCUCCACUGUCAGUUAUUCCCAUCACACCAGGCUACGAGGUGAAAGUGCCUCCUACUUUGGAUCAUCUGUGAAGAAGGAUGGGGGAUUUCACAUCCUGAUCCCUGCCACCCUGGGCAUUAUCUUGAUGAUGCUUCUAGGAAUGGUGUUGGGAAGAUCAUUGCAGAAAAGGAGAGCUCUUUCCAGGAGGCUCGACAGACUGACUAUGAGGAUGAGUGCUCUGGAGGCCUCCCAGAGAGCUCAUUCCCACCUGCACCGCUCCCACCAGAGGCGCCUCCACCGGCCUGUCUCUAAUAGAUUCCGUUCUCAACACAACAUCUACAGUGCCUGCCCACGACAAGUUCAAAGAGCUGACCAGAAUGGUGAGCAGAUGCCUGCCAGUGGCCCCAGAAUUGCAGAACCUUCUACUCCUACCCAGGUUUCUAAGACUGUCCAGCUCCAGGCACCAGUCCCUGUGAAGAAUGAAUAUAUGAGCACCUAUCGCCUGUGUCUUCCUGAGCCAGAAGACUCUGAUUCACAUGACUACAUCAAUGUUUCCUGCUUGACUCAGAUGCCCGACUGCCCUCCAGGCCUAGGCUUCCAUGCCAACAAGGCUUGCCACUGAGUUGUGCUCAGAACUGACUCUGCUCUACUCCCGGCACAUUCCGCAGGCCCACCCCAGCUGUUUUCCCCAGGUAGAGGCAGAGGCUCUGUCUUCCCUGAGCAUAGCCCAUUCACACCCCAAAGCUUCUGCUAUUCAUCUCUGAAGGCCACUUUGCUUCCAUGGAGGCUGGCAGUUAAUAGAUAUUUAUUAGGUGCUACUAUGUGCCAGGAACUGUGCUAAGUGCUAGAGAUAUGAUAUGAAAAAAGAAAGCCAGCCCCUGCCCUCCAGGGGCUUAUAUCUAAAGGGGAAGCUAACACAUAAAAGGAAGCUGAAAGGAGGUGAAGGUAAGGGAAGGAAAGGUGGGGGAGGGGGAUGAUGACCAAGUCCUAGCCCCACAGAAAAUGAAAAGAUGCUUGAAAACCUGGGGACCCUCCUUAAGUGGAGGUUUGGGGAGGAGCUUUUCACUCCAUCCUCCAUUCAGAGGGCUCCUAUGGGUAGAAGGUAUAGAUGAGGUGUGAGAACUGAUGAGAAGGUCUAAAUCAUGGACCCUUUUUCCAGGCUUUGGACUUCUACAAACUGGGUCCAAUCUUGGGAAUUCCUCUCCCUACUUCAAUCAUUGUCUUCUUGGCUCAUUUUACCCCCAUUCACAGCUGCCUUUGGGAAAUCUCAUAAUAUAGGCUUGAAUACAGCUCAUGUCCAGGUCUCGACAGAUAAGGGUGAAAAGGGUCUCCAGGUACUAUAUGAGCACCCAGUAACAAGAAGUAUAUUGAAUUCAGACCAACUUUUAUUCUACCUCCACAAUAAAUGCAGAAAAUGAAUAAAGGUUUCAGAAUAGCCCAUAAAUAAUGGGUUUCUUUUUCAUCUCUAGUGAGUCCUACCUUCCCUUAGGGCUCUAUAUAGUCUCCCAGGCUCAUAGCAUCACUAUAUGGCCCGCAGAGCCCUCAAAACCAAACAAACUUGAGUAUGUCAGGCAGGCAAUUCUCCCCCUCCCCACAUACAUACACAAACAAAUAUAUUCUAGUGAGUCACUCUUUUACCCCAGAGACCCAAAGAAAUAUUCUGCCUUAGAGUACUAGAUUUGGUCAUUCAGUCCAAUUCCUUAUGACCUCAUUUGGGGGUUUCUUGGCAAGGAUACUGGAGUGGUUUGCCAUUUCCUUCUCCAGCUCGUGAUAGAUGAGGAAACAGAGGCAAAUGACUUAAAUAACUUGCCCAGGGUCCAUCUGUCAAUCCAUCCUGAUGACGAUGCAAACAGUGCCCUAAGAGUUAAGAGUUGCUUUUCUCUAGUUUAUUCUCUAACCAGAAGGCAUCCUAAAGUCUCUUCCCCUUAUCUUGAAAUACCAUAAAAUUUCCCCUUUUGUCCUGGACCAUAAAAUUCCUUGUCUCCCCCCAUCCUGGGUCAUAAAAUUUCCCCUGUCUCCCUUAUCUUGUGUCAUCCAUCGUCCUCAUCCUGUCCCUAAUCUUCAACCCCCAUAAAAACCCCUAAAACUACAUCAUCAUUCUGAAACCUCUAUAAAAGCAUAACUCCCCCAAAUACAGGGGUCUCACUUACCUUUUUUUCUAGGAGAUCUGUACUGCUUUUGCAUCAAUAAAGCUUCCAAUGGCUAAUUGUUUGUG